Messenger RNA from Hansenula ciferrii, 2535 nucleotides. RefSeq names its product protein kinase BUB1 (gene BUB1). Gene Ontology annotation, molecular function: protein kinase activity; ATP binding. The coding region runs from base 1 to 2535 and encodes 844 amino acids. Lineage: Eukaryota; Fungi; Ascomycota; Saccharomycetes; Phaffomycetales; Wickerhamomycetaceae. Gene Ontology annotation, biological process: mitotic spindle assembly checkpoint signaling; protein phosphorylation; meiotic sister chromatid cohesion, centromeric. The record is from RefSeq and is a predicted model, not a curated record. The transcript has a single exon.
AUGGAGGUGAUCAAUUUUGAUGCUAUAGAGGAACAAAAGGAGAAUAUAGAGCCAGUUAAAGAGGGGCGCUCCGCAUCAUCAUUGAAAGGAAUAUUUUCUAUACCUCAUAAUCAACUGAAAAAACAACAACUUGAAGAGAGACUCAAAAUUGAAAAAGAACUAGAAUCUAUAGAUGAACUAGAUGAUCCUAUACAACCAUUCUUAGAUUAUAUACAUUGGAUACGAACAAAUUAUCCUUCAGGUGCUUCGGUUGAAAGUGGUCUAGUUCAGGUAUUAGAGAGAUGUACUUCACAAUUUAGAGAUUUUGACUUCUAUAAAAAUGAUGCAAGGUAUUUGAACGUAUGGCUGACUUAUGCUAAGUAUUCAGAAAACCCCAGAGAUAUCUUCAUUUAUCUAGCUAGAAAGGAAAUAGGUACAAACUUGGCGUUAUAUUAUGAAGAAUAUGCAAAUUAUCUUGAAUUAAAUAAAAGAAUAUUUCAAGCGGGAAAAGUUUACGAGGAAGGUGUUCGUUUCAAAGCUAGACCUUUGGCUAGACUUGAAAGAAGGUAUAAUGAGUUCAAAAUGAGGACCGAUAGCGUAUCAUUACAGGAUAAUGAACCACAUUCGCCAGUCUUCCCAGUUAGAUCAGCCUUAUCUCUGAAAAGUGGUGGAUCUUUGUUUUCAGUUCAAGAUGGCCCUCGUCUUCAAAAGAGAAAACUGGAGAUAUUCAAUGAUGGAGAUAAUGAUCAUGGUAAUAAUGGAGAGGUUGAUGCACCAAGAACCAAAGGAUGGGAUACACUAGGGACUGCUGCUUUUAGAAACAAGGAAAAUAAAUUGGAAGCCACACCAUGGGUUGGUGAAACUUUAGAACAAACAAAUAGAAAAAGACAACAUUUGAAUAAAAUAAGCGUCUUUCAGGAUGGUGGUGGUGAUGAUUCUGCUGGCAAAGUGUUUAAAUUCAUUGAAAAUCCUGGAAGAAAGACGGAAAAGGUUGAUCUGAACUUCGAUCUUCUUUACAGGGAAAGUGAAGAGUGCAGCAUACAAGAAGUUUUAUUCCAAUUGAGAACAUACUCAAAAAAGAUUGGAAGUUCAAAGAAGUCAUUGAAAGAAAGCAAUGGAAAUUAUGAUGAUCAAGCUGUCUCGUUGUUGGACACGAAGCCCAAAACUCUUGAUAAAAGCAAUGAUGCUACAAUACAUUUGAAUAACAAAAUGGAUACAGUUAUAAGACCAUCAUCACCAACAAUGACUAUGUUCACAAGAGAGGCAAAAGAUGAAGUGUAUUCAAUGUUCAAUCAAAAACCAGUGGAGACUGAUACAAGUGUAAUGGAGAAUGAUCAUCAGCUGGUUUAUGACGAUUUUACUGAACAAUUGACUCGUCCCAAUUUGAAUGAUUUGACAGAAAAGGUGCCUCAUAUGAAAAUUGAAGAAAACAUGACUCAAAGUAAUAAAGAAGACUAUUACGGGGUAAAUCACAAUGAAGAUAUUGGUAUGUUUGAUCCUGUCAAUGAGGAAUUCAAGGAAAAAUGGCUCCUCGAAAUGAACCCUCAUGUAUCAUCCUACAAGGGCUUCCAUUAUCAUGAAAAAGAUAUGAAAAUGUGUAAUACAUUAAAAAAGUUAUCAUCAAACAACAAACAGUUUAAAAAUUUGUUUUUAGACUUCACAAAAAGUAAUUAUAACAUGGUUUCGUUAUUAGGGCAUGGUGGUUUUGCUUCAGUUUACUUAGCAGAAAGUAUGGAUGGGGAAUUCAAAGCUAUAAAGGGUCAACAACCAGCAAGUGCUUGGGAGUUUUAUAUUAUCAAACAACUUGAACAAAGACUAGCUGGACACAAAGUACUCAACUCAAUAAUUGUAAUCGAUGAAGUGCAUUUGUUUAAAGAUGAGAGCUACUUGAUUAUGGAAUAUGAGAAACAAGGGACUAUUCUUGAUGUUGUGAAUUUAUACAAGGCGACUGGUAGAAAUGUCGAUGAAGCUCUUGUUAUAUUUCUCACGGUUGAAAUAUUGAAAUUAAUUGAAGAGAUGCACGAAGUUGGAAUUCUACACGGUGAUUUGAAACCUGAUAAUUGUAUGUUGCGAUUAGAUCCUGGAAGCACCGGUGAAUAUGAUAAAAAUGGGUCAAAUGGAUGGUCGAAAAAGGGGAUUAAGCUCAUUGAUUUUGGAAGGUCGAUAGAUAUGACUAUGUUUCCACCUAAUUCACGCUUUAAAACAAAUAUUAAAACAGAUAAUCAGGAUUGCCCAGAAAUGAGAAACGAUGAGUCUUGGUCAUUUGAGGUAGAUUACUUUGGAAUAGCAGGAAUUCUUCACACAAUGCUUUUUGGUACUUUUAUAGAGACCAUACAGAAAGAUGGAAAAUACAAAUUGGCAUCUCCUUUCAAAAGAUAUUGGAAUCAUGAGUUAUGGAGUCCAUUGUUUGAUUUAUUGAUAAAUUCGAGGAGUCAUGGAGACUUUCCUAUAACACAAAAACUAAGAGACCAGCGACUAGUUCUGGAAAGAUGGCUAGAAGCACAUGGAUCAAUACUAUCUGGGAUUAUAAGAGACAUAGAAACAGGGCUAAACUAA